Molecule: messenger RNA, 1713 nt
Organism: Leptopilina boulardi
Lineage: Eukaryota; Metazoa; Arthropoda; Insecta; Hymenoptera; Figitidae
Product: histidine-rich glycoprotein-like
Exons: 1
Coding region: 1-1713 (570 amino acids)
Source: RefSeq, a predicted model, not a curated record
AUGAAUUUAAAAACAAAAUUUAUGUUACCGUUACAGGCGUGGCUAUUGGUCCUCGGUUUAUUGGCAGCAACCAACCUGGUAGCUAGCGAAGAUCCAAGAUCAAAGAACCAGAAGUUUCGAUUUUCACAGCCAUUCGGUAACAAUAUCUUAUCGGAACCAGCUCAAAAGCCAAAAAUACCAUCAUUCCACUUUGGAAACGAUAAAAACAACCAGAGACGACAAUUAGGUCAUCACCUCGGUAAAUUGAGACAAAGUCUCCUGUCCCUGCCAAUUCCACAAAAAGGAUCACAAGAAAGUGGAAUAAGAAGACCAUUAUUUCUAAGAGGAAAUGACAUUGGCAUUCAUCCAGAUGAAAAUUUAGCACUACAACCAAAACUACGAACCUUUCUCAAUCAAGAUCAUCAGCAUGGACAUCAUCAUCACUCUGCCCAUCAUCAUAAACACGGCCACCAUCAUCACGCAAAACAUGAUCACAAACAUGGCCAUCAUGAAGAUCAUCAUCACAAACACGGUCAUCAUCAUGGUCACAAGCACGGACAUCAUCACAAAGCCGAGCACAAACAUCAUCACGGACACAAACAUCACGCUCAUCAUCAUCACAAACACGGCCAUCAUCAUCACCACAAACACGGACAUCAUCACAAACAUGGCCACCAUCAUGGACAAGAUCACAAGCACGGUCAUCAUCAUAAACACGGUCACAAGCACGGCCAUCAUCACAAACACGGGCAUCAUCAUCAUCACAAACACGGACAUAACCAUCACUCAAAACACGAGCAUCACGAGGAGCACAAACACCAUGGAGAACAUCAUCAUCAUCAUAAACACGCCCAUCACAAUAAGCACCACCACCAUCACGAUCAUCAUCAUCACAAUGAACAUCAUCAUCAUCAUGCCCACAAGGAAACCGAAAGUCAUCAUCAUCAUCACGGUCAUGAGCAUAAGGAAGACCACAAACAUGAACACAAACAAGGUCAUCAUCAUCAUCAUGGACACGAGCAUAAACACGGUCAUCACGAAGAACAUAAACAUCAUCAUCAUCAAGAACAUCAUCAUAAACACGGACACGAACACAAGCAUGGCCAUCACGAGGAACACAAGCACGGACAUCAUCAAGAUCAUCAUCAUAAACAUGGCCAUGAACAUAAGCACCAUCACAAACAGGAACAUCAUCACAAACAAGAACAUCAUCAUAAACACGGUCAUCAUGAGGAACACAAGCAUCAUCAUCACGAGGAUCAUCAUCAUAAACAUCAUGAAGAACACAAGCACCAUCAUCACGAGGAUCAUCAUCAUAAACAUCAUGAGGAACACAAACAUCAUCAUCACGAACAUCACAAACAUGGACAUCAUCAUAAACAAGAGCAUAAACAUGGCCAUGAGCAUAAACACGGUCAUGGUCAUCAUGAACAUCACAAACAUCACGAGGAUCAUAAACAUCACGAGAAACACAAGCAUGGACAUCAUCACAAUCACAAGCACGGUCACAAUCAUCACGAUCAUCACAAGCAUGGACAUCAUGAAGAUCAACAUCAUAAACAUCACGAGGGUCACGAUCAUCAUGCCUUUGAGCAACAUCUUCUCUAUGGUGACAAAAAUUUUGGUGAUCGUUUUCAACCGGAAUCUGUCUUCCCCGAAGCUAGUGUUUCAAUGCCAGUGACAAUAUCUAAUUCACCACUCUUGAAAUUUGGAGAUAAAUUUAAACAUUUAUGA